Messenger RNA from Pestalotiopsis fici W106-1, 684 nucleotides. RefSeq lists its product as uncharacterized. The coding region runs from base 1 to 684 and encodes 227 amino acids. The record is from RefSeq and is a predicted model, not a curated record. The transcript has a single exon. Lineage: Eukaryota; Fungi; Ascomycota; Sordariomycetes; Amphisphaeriales; Sporocadaceae.
AUGGCUGACGAGGCCGCUGCCGCUGCCGCCAAAGAGGCCGCCAUCAAAGCGCGCGUCGUCACGCACAUGAACAAGGACCACGGCGGCGAGCUGGAACUCUACCUGCGCGCCUUCAAUGGCCUUUCGUCGUCGGCAGCCGCCGGCGCCCAGAUCACCGACAUGUCGCUCGAGGGCAUGACGGUCAAGUCGGCGUCGGGGACCCACACCGUGGCCAUUGAGCCACCGCUGGCCAACUGGUCCGCCUCCCGCGUCCGCCUCGUCGAAAUGGCUGGCACGGCCCUGAACAAGCUCAACCUGAGCGACAUUCGCGUCAGCUCGUACACGCCACCACAAGGCUUUGACUGGGUCGUCUUCUUUGGCGUUGUGCUCUACUUUAUCUGCGCCGCGGCCCUUCCCCUCGUGCAGCCCGACACCCCCGCCUGGGACGCGUUGGACGCCUUCUUCCCCUACGGCCCCGUCGGCUUCCGCUGGCUGGUCAAGGCUAUUUUCGUCCCCGUCUUUGUCCUGCACGUUACCGAGUGUUGGUGGAUGGCGACUACGCGGCUCGAGAAGCACCGCGUCGCGCCCGGCAAGGUCUGGUGGCUCUGGGCCGCCUCGCCCUUUUUUGACGGCGUCAUGUCUUUCCGCCGCUUUGAUGCCCUUGUUGAUGCCGAGGGGAAGAAGAAGGAGGCUGCCAAGCACUGA